AUGACAAGCACUGACGAUGCGGUCUCGAAUCGCACCAUGCCCGGCUCCCCACCCGACCUGACAGGCUCCAAGUCCUCGAAAUCUUCGUCUUUUCACUCCUCCUACCAGUCCGACGACAAUACCAUCCUCUCCGAUGUUGGGAACUUUGAAGAUAUCGGCCUCGAUGAUGAGUCUAGGGCAGACAGCGAUAUUGCGGACUUUACGGUCAAGAAUAACUCGAAUCCGUAUAAUGCUACGUAUGCGAAUGAUCCCAGGGUUACGCCAAAGCAAAGAAAACAUGUACCGAUGCAAGUUACGAAUGGGAAUCGAAGCCAGAGGGAAUUGACGAUGGGCUUGGGCAGACCUUCAUAUCCAAAUCUACAAAGUCACGUCAAGAGCGCUACUGCCGUGGAAGGCCUAGGAUUGACCGUUCAUAACUCUUCGAUGAUGCCCAGACGUGGAUUGACCAGCCCCAGCAGUCCAGCAUUAAUAACACGCAAUAGAAGCUCAAGUCCGAACAUGCCGGCGAAUAAUCUUGGGGUCACCCCGCUUAAGGCGAGGAGGAGUAGUUGGCAGGCUAAUAGGGAACGCAAGACGGCCAAGCAAUUGGAGAAGGAGUGUGAUGAUGAUGAUGACGAUGAUGCUGUACCAGAUGAUUGUUUGCUUGAGAAUGUACCGAUUUCCCCAAGGCCGCCGCAGGAAAGGAUUGCCAGUCGACCAGCUUCGACGUCUGCGAGUCCGGAACGUCCGGUCAAGGAGAAGGUUAGAAGUUUAGGGAAUGGCACAUCUCCUAUUCCUGCGGAACAGGGCGAGCUGCGAUCUCCUGGUACGCCGAGACCUGGGGCGAACCGUGGAGCGAGUAUGGGCCAGUUCCCUAUCAAUCAUGCUGGAUUUCCAAAGCGUACGAAGAGUUGGAAUAUUGCUUUAUCAGAACUCAGCGAGGAAGCCAAGGCUUUGACGGAAGCUUUGGAGGCACAUGCUGAAGAAGAGGAAACACGAGAUCCCAAUUCACGGAGGAGUUAUAACCCACCAACUCGAUCAGUUGCGGAAAAGGGUCGAGUCAAGUCUGCCAUUGCAGAAUUGCCUCCUUUACGCCGAACAGACAUAAUGAUCGACCCCUUACCCAUUUCAAAAGAAAAAGAAGCCGUCCUAUCACGCACUCGUCCUUCCUGGCUCCCACCCAAAGAUCCCGCAGAGGAGAAGAGACAUCUGAAAGAAUAUCAACGAAUGAUGGCGCUUUCCAUCGCAGCAGACCGCAAAAAGGAAAUCGAACAAAGAGCAAAGUCCACCUGUAAAGACGACACAGUCUCCUCGCUCCUUCGCAUCUGGGAAGAACACGUCCUACCCAACUGGGAUGAGGUAACUCGUCAGAAACGUACUCGCGAGCUCUGGUGGCGUGGAAUCGCGCCCCGAUCCCGUGGUAAAGUUUGGGCCAAGGCCAUAGGGAACGAGCUUGGCCUUUCGGAAUCGUCAUACACGGCAGCUUUGAGAAGAGCGCAGAAUCUAGAGAAGACGAUUAAAAGCGGAAGCCAGUUGAGUAAGGAGGAAAUGAAGAAGAAAGGGUGGUUAGAUCGUAUUGAGGAGGAUGUCAAAGGGACGUAUGCUGAGUUGAGGAUUUUUCAGGCGGAAGGGCCACUGCAUGGGGCACUGCUUGAUGUUUUGAAGGCGUAUGCUAUGUAUCGUUCUGAUGUUGGUUAUGUGCAUGGUACAUCUACAAUAGCAGCCCUCCUCCUCCUCAACCUCCCCACAUCCUCCCUCGCCUUCCAAACCCUCUCCAACAUCCUCAACCGCCCCCUCCCCCUCUCCUUCCACACCUCGGACUCGGGCGCCACGUCCCGCACCUACUACCUCCUCCUCACCACCCUCAAGCGCAAAUCCCCACAACUCCACACCCUACUCACAAACCCCGAUUUCGCCCUCCAGCCCGACAUGUACAUGAAAGACAUCUUCUCUGGCGCCUUUACGGGGGUCUUGAAUCUCGAUAACUGCACACGUCUCUGGGACGUCAUGGUUUUCGAAGGCGACGCCGUGUUAGUACGCGCAGGCGUAGCAUACCUGCUGGGCCUAGAGAACAAGCUACUAGGCGCGAGCAGCGCCAAGGAGAUCUGUGAGGUCGUGCGAGGGGGCCUGGAGGGUGUAGAUGAGGAAGAAUGGGUUAAACGUCUACGCAGUGCGGGGAAAUCUUCAUAG
Lachnellula hyalina is the source of this 2169-nucleotide messenger RNA. Its product is annotated as TBC domain-containing protein. The transcript has 2 exons. The record is from RefSeq and is a predicted model, not a curated record. Lineage: Eukaryota; Fungi; Ascomycota; Leotiomycetes; Helotiales; Lachnaceae. Bases 1 to 2169 code for a protein of 722 amino acids.